CAAUUUGUGGAGACAUUAAAUUUUGACGAUAUGAACUUGAAACCGGCAUUGCUGCUUGGCAUCUUGGAUUGCGGAUUUUUUAAACCAUAUCCACUGCAGCAGCGAGUGCUAACAUCAUUUCUACAAGGUCGUGAUGUGGUAGUGCAAAGUCCCAAUCGGACCGGCAAAAAGACAACCUUUGCGCUGACUGUCCUCCAAAACAUCGAUGCCAGCAAUUCAGAGUGUCAAGCCUUAAUCCUUGUACCAUUCAAAGAAUCAGCGCAAGAAGUUCAAAGAGUGAUACAGACAGUGGGAAAAUUUACGGAAGCGAAAUGCCAUGUAAGUGUUGGCGGGACAAACAUUAUCAACGACAUGAUGGGACUGAACCGAGGUCGACAUAUUGUCGUGGGAACGACCGGUCGCAUCUGUGAUAUGAUAUCACGACGAUCGCUAAGAACACACGAUAUUAAAACGUUUGUGAUGAAUGAUGCCGAUGAACUUCUGAUGCGGGGCCUAUCCGAUCAAAUGUAUGAGAUCUUGAAGAACUUACCGGAAAGAGUUCAGAUGGUGGUGGCAGCCAAGACAAUAUCCUCUAAAGUUUUCGGGUUGAUGAGGCAUUUCAUGCGCGAUCCGGUUCGUUUAACGAUCGAAGCCGGUGUGGAAGAAGAGAAACCGGACUUAAGUGGAGUUCGACAAUUUUUCGUAACGGUGGACAUAAAGGAGCAGAAACUACGUAAGCUGUGUGAUUUGCUGACUGACAUUAGAGCGGAGCAGAGCGUUAUAUUUUGCAAUACCCGCGACGAGGUCGAUAUCCUGGUCCGACAACUAAGACAACCCACAGUUGCCGGAAUACAUGGCCACAUGCAUCAGAACGACCGGGAUGCAGUUUUCGAACGGUUUCACAAUGGCGCUUUCCCCGUCCUGGUAACGACCGAGCGUUAAGCGCUCAUCGUAUUUGAACGGAAGGUGAAUCUGGUGGUCAACUAUGAUCUCCCAGGUGACCGUGACAAAUACAUUCACCGGAUUGGCUUUGGCGGCCGGGACGGUAAGGAGCGAAAGGGAUGUGUCAUCAACUUUGUGACGACAGAUGAUUUGGCUUUUGUGAAGGACCUCGAGCGAUACUAUGGCACAAAAAUUGAAGAGUUGCCCGACGAUGUAGCUGAACUUCUUGGAUAAAAUAGCACAAACUAUUGAAAAAUUUAUUGUUACAUUUCAUAUGCUAGUCUACACUGCUUGCGUCAUGUUAGGGUAAGGAAAAAGCAAAGCAAAAGUCAUUUCCUAGUUGAAGUGCAAAUUCCGACUUCGCUUUACUGGAACAUAGUAGUGAAAUUUGGAGACUUCCGGCGGCGUUUUUCCGUAACUGCAAUUUGAGCGUAGCACAAAUUUUCCAGUUGGUCCUGGAGGAAAUCAAACAACAGUAUGGCAGGAUGAAAAACAAAAGGCCCAUCGUACUCCUCGCUCAUGGUGGUGUAUCUGAGCUCCCAUUCCGAAGGAGCU
Molecule: messenger RNA, 1476 nt
Organism: Paramacrobiotus metropolitanus
Lineage: Eukaryota; Metazoa; Tardigrada; Eutardigrada; Parachela; Macrobiotidae
Exons: 8
Coding region: 31-921 (296 amino acids)
Molecular function (GO): ATP binding; RNA binding; RNA helicase activity
Source: RefSeq, a predicted model, not a curated record